AUGUAUAGCCGUCGUUUUAUUGCUGUAGCGACGCUUAUUGGUAGUUGUGUUGCUAGCCCCUGCAAGCCUCACUCGUCGUUUGGCACAACCACGAUUGCCACGUUUAACACCAUUGAAGCCACAUCAACUACCGACACUACUGAUUCCUGGAGCGCCAUCGAAACCACUACAGCCUUCACAGACACCGCAGCGGUUGGCACUUAUGAGACCUCGACGUGGUCUGCCGAGAUUCUGACCUUUGAGUCCACGACCACCGUUGAACCCACAACUACCACAGCUGCCACCGAAACCACGAAAAAUGUAGAACUCACGACUACUACAACCGCUGUCGAUGCCCCUACUCCCCUCACAACGUUCACCCUCAAGGUCGGCAACUCAGUUCAAAUGGACCUCAACGGAGAAACAAUCAAGAUCAGGGACAGAGACCCCUACUUUAUUUUCCUCAAGACCAGCCCUGCUGUUGCAAGCCAAUAUCAAACCGCUACCUUUUCGGUCGAGCCGUCGACAAAUUAUCUCAAGAUAGGCAAUCUCUACGUAGUUGCCGCUGCUGCACCACAUAGCUCUCUCUCUGCCGCAAGUAGUCUGGACCGAACAAGCUAUAUUAUUUGCACUCCGCCUGUAGCUGCUGGAGAAACGCUGGCUUGUGUAGUGCAGGGCACAACCCGAACACAGUGGAUGGUGGUUACAGGAACCGGCGAGAAGGCUUUGUUCAUCAGGGACGUGGGCUCUAAUGAUGGAUUCGACAAUUUUGAUAUGAUUGUGGGAUAA
Fusarium pseudograminearum CS3096 is the source of this 768-nucleotide messenger RNA. RefSeq lists its product as uncharacterized. The transcript has a single exon. The record is from RefSeq and is a predicted model, not a curated record. The coding region runs from base 1 to 768 and encodes 255 amino acids. NCBI's taxonomy places the organism in Eukaryota, Fungi, Ascomycota, Sordariomycetes, Hypocreales, Nectriaceae.